AUGACGGAUUCCGUGCUGGUGGAGGGUCACGUCAAGUUGAGAGAUGGAAAAAAGUGGAAGAGUAGGUGGCUGGUGCUGCGCAAGCCCUCCCCGGUGGCAGACUGUUUGCUCAUGCUUGUGUACAAGGAUAAAUCUGAACGAGCGAAAGGGCAUAAGGAGAGGAGCAGCAUGACCUUAGAAGACAUCUGUGGCUUGGAUCCUGGGCUCCCCUAUGAGGGCUUGAAUCACACGCUUGCAAUCAUCUGUCUCUCUCAAGUUGUGAUGCUGGGAUUUGAGAACAAGGAAACAAUGUAUGCAUGGGAUGUACGAAUCCGCUACAGUCUGGGGGAAGUUCAUAGAUUUCAAGUUUUUGUAGCACCUGGCACUAAACUGGAGAGCGGGCCUGCUACCCUCCAUUUCUGCAAUGACAUUCUCGUCCUUGUAAAAGAUGUUCCUCCUAGUGUCAUGGGGCAAUGGAAGCUUUCAGAUCUGCGUCGGUAUGGAGCUGUCCCAAAUGGAUUCAUCUUUGAAGGGGGUACCAGGUGCGGCUUCUGGGCUGGUGUUUUUUUCCUUUCUUGUGCUGAAGGAGAGCAGAUCAGCUUUCUGUUCGACUGUAUCGUCCGUGGCAUCUCCCCGACGAAGGGCCCUUUUGGUUUGCGUCCAGUCCUACCAGAUCCAAGUCCAAAUCCUGCCUAUUCAGAAGAAAGAUUGGCUCAUGAAGCUUUGCAAUUAGAAAAGCGCUUGAGCUUGCUGUCCCAUACAAGUCGCCAGGGCAGCGGAGGAGAUGAGAGAAGUCUUUCAAGCUCAUCUUCAGAUACCAGCCACUCGGAUGUCAGUGUUGGGAGCAGAUUGACAAUUUGGCCUGAGCAGUCUUCAGCCAGCACUUCUCAAGAGAGUCAUGGACUGGCAGCUGCAAAGGGCAUUCACCUUGGGGAAGAAAAGACCCUUCCAGAAGGGGCACGUGGCAUCACUAAACCACCUCCAAAGCCACUCCGAUCCAGACAGCUACAGGAAAUAGGUCGCCAGAGUUCUUCUGACAGUGGGAUAGCUACUGGGAGUCACUCUUCUUAUUCUGGAAGCUUCUCCUCCUAUGCUGGGAGCUUGGACAUUUGCCAUGGUGAUGAGUUUGGAUCAUUGCUAAGCUUGCCUUUGAACUUUCCUUCGGAUCAGAGUUUAUGUACUUGUCCUCACAGUGAGCCCCAGAGAGGUGCAGGGUCAGAGUAUCAGGUUCCCAGCUCUCUAAGACACAUUUAUGACAUACCCAGGAGUUUGUUACAGGCAGCUUCCAAAGAUGUGCAACCGAAAAGCGCGGAUUCCACGCUAUCCAAGGACCAGGCUCUGUUGCCUCAAGGUGCUAGUGACCCAAAACUGCUACUACCACACUUGGAAGCACGGAGGAUACCUGAUCACAGCCAGGACAGAAGGAGGCCUCCAUCCUUACUGGCGGAAAGCAGCAAGGACUUGAGUGAUGAGACCUAUGUGGAUUUUUGCUCGAGGUGGUCAGACACAAAACCACAAGGACAGGGGUCAGACUCCAAAAGUAGUGAGCUGUCACCUCCUGGUGGGCCCUCAGCUGACCCCUGUGACACAUGUAGCCCCCACCUCGGGAUGACAAGAGCUCUUUUUUCAGCUUGUCCAAUCUGUGGUGGACUAAAGGGAACAGCAAUAUUGCAGUCUGGAGUCUUACCAGCUACACCAGGUGGUGCUUCUGUCAUGGCAGCUUCUGGGUCUUUGAAAGUGCAUAGAGGGCACAGCCUCCAAGCUGGUCCUAAAGGUGGCUAUGAGAUGCUAACACUUCCUUCAGAACCUGGAACUCCUACUAGCCUUGAGGAACUGGAAGGGGCAGUAGGUUAUUCAGCUGAUGUCCCUACAUCAGAUCGACCCCACAGCGAGGCAGCCACCUAUGUUAAUAUUCCUGUCAGCCCUACUUCCAAAAAACAGCUUCAUUACAUGGAACUGGAACUUCAAGAACACAGCACAAGCAUAAGAGGGAGUGGAUCAUCCCGAUACGCACAGAUUGACAUUGCAGCCACCGAGACAGCCCACAAGGUGGGAACACAGCAUGCUCAGUGCCGGGAGGAACGCUUGCAGGAACUAGAGCAGAAGAAGAAAGGGGCUCAGCAGUGACUGUCCAGGAAAGGACUUUUUGCUCACCCUAAACUGGUACUAAUUUAUCUUCCAAAAGAUUCACAUUUAUUGUAAAAAAUACUUGUACAAAAUGCUGCCAUUGCUUAUCACAUUUAUACCAGAUUCAUUCCAAUCUCUUGGUUCCUAAUUGGAAAGCUGGUAGCAUGAAGCAGGUGUGUGCUCUUUCUUUUUGUUUUAAUUUGGUUGCAAAGUCCAGAUUUUUUCUUUUUUUUUUUCAUAUGCAGUGACAGAUGUAAAUUACCUUUUUCUAUAAUUCUGAAGUCCUGGAGAAUCUGGAACCAAUUCCAGUGUUCAUUAAAUGGUGGCAUUUUCUUUAAAAGUAAAGGACUUGAAUGUG
Molecule: messenger RNA, 2464 nt
Organism: Melopsittacus undulatus (budgerigar)
Lineage: Eukaryota; Metazoa; Chordata; Aves; Psittaciformes; Psittaculidae
Gene: DOK7
Product: docking protein 7
Exons: 12
Coding region: 1-2106 (701 amino acids)
Biological process (GO): neuromuscular junction development; positive regulation of protein tyrosine kinase activity
Molecular function (GO): protein kinase binding
Source: RefSeq, a predicted model, not a curated record